This is a messenger RNA of Prunus armeniaca (apricot), 717 nucleotides long. The record is from the annotation of a GenBank genome assembly. NCBI's taxonomy places the organism in Eukaryota, Viridiplantae, Streptophyta, Magnoliopsida, Rosales, Rosaceae.
AUGGUUGGAAGCAAGCGCACGAGGAGUAAAACCGCCGUGAUGGCUCAAUCCGUGACGGCCCAAAGCCACUCCACCCACGAUCUCGCGAUUGACAUGGUGGCACUACCACCUCUCGCCACCGUGCCACCUACCGGACCAGCGACCGAAUCUGGCAACCUCCGUGGCACCGCCGCCGAACAUGGUGGAACCUCCCAUCAGGGUGGGCUCGUUACCACCACCGACUUAGGCCCGGUCUUGGAGCAACUUCAAGCGUUCCCUUCAUUGCCUCCACGCUCGACACACGCUCCCGCGUACACCUCCAGUGAAACCCUAGCCCGUGUGCAAUUGGGCUCUACACGCUUCUCUCCUCCCGAUCCACAAAGCCAAGCAGAUCUAAAUAUGAGAGUUGACCAGAUAGCUCAGAGAAUGGACGACCAAAACGCUAUUAUGAGGCAGCUCCUCAAUCAAAUAAGUGUGGCUCAAAAUCUUGGCCUUGGACAACCAGGCGAAGAGAGAAGAAUAGACGAACGCACCGGUGGGCAGCUCAACGGGCACCAAGUAGGUCGAGCAGGAGUGAGCAGACAAGGGGAUGCACAAUCACGUGAUCAGCUUGCCGACAUGUCGCGAGCAUCUGCAAGCCACACACAAAGCAACAUGCAAGAAAGGCUCGGCCCACAACUUGACAUCCGUGCUCGCCUGGGCUCGCAAGGAAAUGUACUUCAAAGGCUAGGCUCCUAG